Molecule: messenger RNA, 9252 nt
Organism: Spodoptera litura
Lineage: Eukaryota; Metazoa; Arthropoda; Insecta; Lepidoptera; Noctuidae
Gene: trc
Product: Serine/threonine-protein kinase tricornered
Biological process (GO): protein phosphorylation
Molecular function (GO): ATP binding; protein serine/threonine kinase activity
Source: RefSeq, a predicted model, not a curated record
AUCUGUGCGCUGCCUGACAUCUUUCUUUGUGCAAUUUCUGUAGAGUCUCUCGUGAAAAAUCCCGUUAUUUCGCUUUCGUAAUUCAUCUAACAAAGGUAUUAUCUGUUCGCGAGUGUUCACCGCAAUUUGUGGGACAACAAGUAAAAAUUGUCGACCGUUCCAAGUUACGGUGUUAAUAAUUUAUUUUCAUUAAAAAAUUAUCGAUUUUAGUCAUCUCGUCGAGAAGAAUUGUUUUCAUGCUGUUUAUUUAUUAGUGCCGUCGGGUGACUGGCGAACAAGCAACAUUUUUCGGGUCACAGUCCAACCUAAGAGUGAGCCGUGUCUUGGGGGAAAAGCACUCCGGGCACUACGGUGGCCCCAGAUACACCGGCCCCAGCGCCCCAGCCUCCCGUGGAAGGGAUGCGGCGCGUUACUGCACGCUUCGACUAAGUCCUCGACGUAAACAGCCGUUUCCUCUCGAGGGCUCAUGAUUGAUCGCGAUACGAACUGCCAAUAGCUAUGACUGAUGCACGUGCGUCAUCUAGUUCACUCACGGCAGGAGAAGGGGUGCUGGAGAUGACAGGCACAGAUAAUAUACGGUUUAGCGGGUCAACGCUAGACAAAGCCACCAAAGCCAAGGUCACCUUAGAGAAUUUUUACACGAACCUCAUCACACAGCACUUAGAAAGAAAACAGAGGCUCGAAAAGUUAGAAGAGUCUUUGAAAGAUGACAGCCUUACAGAGAGCCAAAAGAAAGAGAAAAGACAACAACAUGCUCAGAAGGAAACAGAGUUCCUCAGACUUAAACGGUCGAGGCUCGGCGUGGAAGAUUUUGAACCGCUUAAGGUUAUCGGACGAGGCGCCUUUGGAGAAGUUCGACUGGUGCAAAAGAAAGAUACAGGACACGUUUACGCUAUGAAAAUACUCAGAAAAGCUGACAUGUUGGAAAAAGAACAGGUAGCCCACGUUCGUGCAGAACGUGACAUCUUAGUAGAAGCCGACCACCAAUGGGUCGUCAAAAUGUACUACAGUUUCCAAGACCCCAUGAAUUUGUACCUAAUCAUGGAGUUCUUACCUGGUGGCGACAUGAUGACGUUACUCAUGAAGAAGGACACCCUCAGUGAAGAGUGCGCACAGUUCUACGUGGCGGAGACGGCACUCGCGAUUGACAGUAUACACAAGCUGGGCUUCAUACACAGAGACAUAAAGCCUGACAACUUACUACUGGACGCGCGCGGCCACAUCAAACUGAGUGACUUCGGUCUCUGCACCGGCCUCAAGAAGAGUCACCGCACAGACUUCUACCGGGACCUCUCGAGAGCAACACCCUCGGAUUUCACUCUACACUUCAAUUUCUCGUAUGCAGUAUCGACGUCGUCGUCGGCAAUGGACUCGAAGCGGCGGGCCGAGUCGUGGAAGAGAAACAGAAGGGCUCUGGCCUAUUCGACUGUAGGCACACCCGACUACAUAGCCCCCGAGGUAUUCCUGCAGACUGGGUACGGCCCGCAGGCGGACUGGUGGAGUCUCGGCGUUAUCAUGUACGAGAUGUUGAUCGGCUACCCUCCGUUCUGUUCGGAGUCCCCUCAGGAGACGUACAGGAAGGUGAUGUCGUGGCGGGAGUCCCUCACCUUCCCGCCCGAGAUACCCAUCAGUGAGGAAGCACGGGAGACCAUAUUACGCUUCUGUUCAGAACCAGACCGCAGAUUGGGUUCUCAACGCGGCAUCGAGGACGUCAAGUCGGUGUCGUUCUUCCGCGGCGUCGACUGGAGCCACGUGCGGGAGCGUCCCGCCGCAAUCUCCGUGGAAGUUCGCUCUAUAGACGAUACUUCUAACUUCGACGACUUCCCAGACGUCAAGCUCGAAAUACCAUCAGCGCCAAUCCCACAAGACGGCGAGGUGGCGUACAAAGACUGGGUGUUCAUCAACUACACGUUCAAGCGGUUCGAGGGGCUCACACAGCGCGGGACCCCCACCAAGAAGUGAAGCCUCGGUCUCCGAGUAACACUGCUUUCAGUCUAAACUGCUGCAGCCCCUGCGCUACCUAGCCUUGCCAAGCAAUAUAGAUGUUAACCUUCGUUAGGCGGUCGAUAGCAGCGCUAGACAGGCCCUGGCUUCGUAUAACUGCCUGCUAUGUUAUUAUUACUUAGUAAUACGUACGAUAGGCAUACGGUAGGUGGUCUACACUUGAGGAAGCAGAAGCAUAGUAGACCUUAGUGCAGUUUAAUGAUAGAGUUAAUUGAGACAAAUCCUUAGUAAUAUCUCUCUUUACUUAAUAAGAUCUCGAAAGUUAACCCUUAGACGUCAUCCUCGGAUAGUAAGAUCGUAAUAUAGCAAUACAUCGCUAGGUAGGUCUGCCCGCUCUUUGUUUCUAACUAUAUUGAAAUAAAAGUGCGAUUAUUUCAUAAUGUAACAUGUAUGAUACGGCGUAAAGUUAAAGCUAUAAGUCUCGUGUGCCUACCUCUAUUUGUGCCUACCUCCGCAUGCAUUUGCGACACUUUAGUCUGAAAGCAGUCUGCAAUAACAAUUGAUGACAAUCCUGUAAUAUCACCGGUUGACUGUAUGUACUGACAUGAAUCGCGUGUCUGGUCACAACUACCCCGGCCUGUAGCGCUUGCCUAGCUGUCGUCGGUGCAAGCCGACCACGUGGACUAGUGGAUCAAUUCGAACAAUUGUUUAUACCCUUGUACUCCAAUGUUUCGCCUGAAUCACUAAAUUAUGAAGUAACAGGCGCAAGUCGUGUAUUGUAGAUGACGCUGAUUUACUUGACAAUAUUCUCGCACUGAAUGCUAUGAUUUUAAAUGUAUAUAUUGCUCGUAGACAAUUUUUCAAAUACUGUUUUACUAAUCGAAAUCUUUACUUUCCAUUUGUUUCUGCUUCUUGUUUUCGAGAUAUGCAAAAAUAGGAUCGCCGUGAUUGUUUACUUACAGAUACGAAAGUGACACUGAAAUAUGUUGAUGUAAUAAUAAUAAUUGUACAGUGCGUAGGUCUAGGCUAACAUUGGAUAUUGAUAUUUUUAAAGUUAUAGUAUUAAAGAAACCAAAUAAUGAUAUGUAAAAGAGAACACGUUAAACGAUGAAAUUAAUAUUCCCGAAAUUGGUUUGCCCAUGAUAUUGACAACACGCUUUUCGUCUUUUUCGCUUUGAUAUGUUGUAAUUGUUGUGAUGAUUUUAUUUAAUAUCGAGGGAUGCACUCGUUGGCGAUGCCAAUACAUCGUAGUGAUAGUGUACGUGACGAACUUAUGCAGAAUGACUACGAAAUGAUCAUGAAUAAGAAUAAUCAUAAAGCCUUCAUCGACAAAUUGCCAAAUGUAUACUGCCGACAAGUAUGAAGUAAUAUCGAAUCUUGCAAUAAGUUAUCGAUGAUAUGUCUUAAAUUAAAUUAUACACAUUUAUUUGAUUGCGCUAUUUAUACGAUAUCGCUGUUUGUUACUUGUUACAACCGGCAAUACAAUGUGUUCUAUUUAUUAUUCAAGUUUUGUAAUAAUUUUAGUUAGGAGUUGCGUGCAUCAAGUGAAUUCCUAUUCAGUUUUGCCCGUUUCUGAGGCUUGGUUAUAGCCUUGUUAAUAUCAGUUGUGAAACAUUAAAAACGAAUCCGUUAAACAGCUGAUAUUUAUAUUGCAGUACUUAGAUAGCUUUGUUGAGCAAAUCGUAUUUCAAUAUUUCGGAGUUUAGUACUCUCGUAAAGUUGGACGAAGCACUUGCUGAAGGAGUUAAUAUAGUUUUGAGUGAAUUGCCAACGUUUUAGUGGUAGGCAUUCAGCCACGACUUGCCUUAACCCUAGCCAUAAGGCACGGAUACGGAACGAGCAAUAAUGCACUCUAACCCCGAACUGCUUGAGACAAUAUUCUGUUGAUUAAGUUAAUAAAAUACCUCAUAAGCUGCAAUAACAUACGUGAUAGGUUGUAAUUGUAAAAAUAAAAGUGUCUUUAUAUAUAGUGGUGCGUCUAGAAAUAUUGAACUAACUAACCUAUAGCAUAGGAUGAGUUUUUGAAAUAAAAUAAGAGAAACGAAAAAACUAAAAAAGUAAUUGUGGACUGCUUAUUUUUGAGGAUAUAUACAAUACACUGCUUCCAUUGUUGUCCUAAUAGGUUUGAUGUGCCGCUUCAAAAACUUACCCUGUACAUAAGACACAGUCAUCGGAAUGUACUAGACAGUUCCUUCUGUUACAUUUCCUGUAGUAGCUGUACUCGACAAGAAAAUACGAGAGGUACAUGUGUUCUAUCGUGCCAGCACACGACACGUGUGUGCACUUAUAUGUCUUCUUAUCGGUGCGCGACACGAUGGAAGCAUACCCUGCGUCGCUUGCGACAUCGAGUACUCGUUGUUUAAAUAAUCGUACUCUCUUUCGUGGACUACUCAUUAGGCACUCCUAUCACAACUAAUCUCUAAACUAUUUCUUAUUUCGUUUAUUAUAUGUUUUAUUUACUUUUAUUCGAUUGUAAAUUAAUUAUACUAUUUAAUCAACAGGAAUACUUUCCUCUCUGCCUCUCUCGUAACUAUUACUAUUCGAAAGUAAAUACUUACCUAUUUAUAUUUUAUAUUUAUACAACUAAUAGUGUACAAAAAUGUAUAUUUUGAAGGCCACGUUCAAUUCAUUCGCAAUAGAAUUCCGUCCAAAAUUAUGUUACUAUAAUAAAGUAUUUUACCAAAAAUAUUAAUAUAUUUACCUUUAUGUAGUUGGCGUUGUAUGCUAGUAGGAGACUUUUCUUACCUAUUUAUUUUAUGGAUUUUCGAGGCUUUAACUGACUUUAAAUAGAUAAUCAGAAAGAAGAAGAUUAUAGACUGAAUCGAGAGACACCGACUUGACGUGAAUACUCGGCAACUUUUGGACAGUCCUGAGGGGAUAUUUUCUGAUUUUAGAUCUGACUGUUAUGAUGAAAGAAUAAAUGGCAAAUAAGACAUGAAGGUACGAAGCAUGCUAGGCUCCCCAGUCGGCUUGCUUCACUAGAUCUAGUAAACAAUGGGCAAUGCGACCUAUACCUCAUGAAAUUGCCCGUGAAAUAGUUAAUAUGAAGUGUUACAGCAACGUAUUCACGCCAAUUAGUCUAAGAUUGAUAUCUCUGCCUGUCCCGUUUACCUUGCAGCCAACCUUAUGUAUUUAAAAUUGUUGGCAUGAGCAAUAUUAGCUAUUAAAGAGAGAGGUUGGUAUUCCUGAGUACAUUUGCUUUAGCAAAGUAUUCCUGUCGUUGUCGCUCUAUUAUUUUCUGUAAGCGCAAGACAGAGAAGACUAAACAUUGUUAAAAUAUGUGUUCAAUAUUUUCUUCUUUUUCAAGUAUUUUAUUCUUUAUUUCUUCAAUGUUCCCUGGUAGUUCGUGUGUUAUAUUUUGUGUAACUAUAGUAUGUAAGACAGACGUUACCGGCAAUGUAUACAGCACAUUCAAUUUAAUGAAUACAAAGCACAUCUGUCAUAUAUAGAUAUUCACAGAUUUGUAAAAAUAACAUUUUUUGAUCAUAAUGAAAUUUUUGAUUUAAUUUUUAUUGGGAUUCCUGUGUUCAUAUAAAAGUAGGGAAUCAGUCAAGUUUUGCUCACUCUUUGCCAAGUAUUGCGCUACUAGUUACGGCUACCUCAAAUUAUCAGUACAUUGAACUUAGCACAGACAUAAAGUCAGUCGUUAAAGAACUAGGAUUUAUAUUGUUACAAUAAAGUUAAAGUGUUAAAAGAUGACAUUAAUGUGCGUAUCAAUCAGAGAUAUUUUUAGAAGAUAUUGUUCCUGUGUAUAAAGCUUUUGUGGUUCAAUGUACUUAUUGGUGGAGCUGAUAAUGUAAGGUAGUCUCUAUUCGGACCUGUCUCCUAGGCCCUGGUUGUACCUCGCAUUCAAUGGUCACUACGUAUUGUAUAGUACAAUGAAAUAGCACAUUGCCGGUAACUAUAUUAUAAUCAAAUGCACUUUACAAGGAACAUUUUGGUGUUAGAAUGAAGUUAAACAUAGUAAUUAAUAUCUUUAGAGUAUAUAUUUCAAUAUGAGAUAGUGACUCGUAUGAACUAUCACAGAAAUCCACGAAUUACACCGUGCGAACAAGUUGCUUCCAUUUUAUUAUAGUAUUCUGAUUGUACAAGUAUACAAUAUACAUCAAGAAAUUAUUAAUUUUAUACGAAGGUACAUUUAUGUAUUAUCCAUUACAUAUGUAUGUACAUGUACAGUGCGAAUAAGAGAUAAAUGUGCAAUAAUUACAAUUGUCAAAUUUCGAUGUAGUUCAAAGUAUAUUUUUUCAAGGAAAAUUGUGCUUAGUAGGUAAUAUACAUAGUUAACGAUUACGUUACUUGUCGGCCGCCACCUAUGUAUAUGUAGGAGACGCUGCGGUCUCUGCGUGGAAUAUGAACAAUGAAUUAUUUCUGAUCAUACUUGUUUAUUGUACGCACGUAUGUAAGCGUAGUCAAUAUCUAUCAACCCUCUUAUAUUCUAAACUAAUUCUAAAUAGGCUAUUGAAAAUAUUAAAAUAAAAGACACUAAAACAGCGACACUUUUCAAUGUUAAGAUAUUCACAAGGCGAUCUUUAUCUUUAAGUUUUUAACUUUUACUUGUUCUUAGCACGUUAUAUAAUGAAAUCACUGCUUGUUGCACACAAUUUGUCAAAUUCUCAGCUAUAGUAAGACACUAGAAGACAUGAGAGUUUAGCCACGUCCAGUCACUGGCCCCGCGGAGGGCAGUAGGCAGUGUGACUAGUGAUACCCGUUACACAAUUCUAAGCAUCACUGAUAUACGUAAGUUAGACGUUACGUUGGCCGCGCGCGGUGUUCUACUCGAUAUCACAGAUUCGCCAGCUUCCGUGCCGCAGACGACACUCGAGCCGGAGGUGAUAGAUUAUUUAUAAGUAUAGGUGUAUUUUUGUGUCUGUUUAAAUACCUUUAGAAAAUUCCUGACUACAGCGACAUGUCGCGUUCUAAUCGUUAGAAAAUAAAUGAAACUGAAAAUAAUAUCCUAUAAUAUUUUUACACUAACAUAGUAAGCACAUUAUAAUUCUCAUUACGUAAUAUUAACUUGUACAAACUGACAAAUUCUCUUUUUUAUAGAUAUUAAUAAAUAGUACAACUUAGUUGCACGCUAAUACUGAACUUCGUUUGUGUAUCUUUCAUGCUCUACCAUUUCUAAAUGACGCAUGCAGUGAUAUGCUGUAAGACAGGCCGUGUUUGGCAAUAUACUGCCGACUGAGUACUCGCCAGUUCCUUGAAGGCUCGUUACAUAAUAUCACGGCGUGCGUCGAUUAACUUCGUGCUUAAGUAUGUUUGUAUGGGAAACAAUCUCUCUCGGCCGUGUCCAACAUAACGUGACCGGUCGUGCUAUCUUCUAUGAAGACCCUGUGCGCUACACGUGUUGUCGUGUACUGCCACAGGGCCGUUACGUUGGCACAGGGCCGACUGGAGCGAAGGACGGCCACCUUCUAACUACAAAUCUUCCUCGAUUUUGCAUCUAACGCCUGACUUCAUCGGUUAGCCUUCUGCUUAGCAUAGUACUAAUAUGACAAGUUUGGUGUUGUAUAAUUUUAAUGUUAGCGGUUUGUAUAAUUUGGAUUCGAUGUGUGUUGAUUUAGUUGACACGUUGGCUGCAGAAACCGCCCUGCACGCUGUGCAUCAUCGCGUGUAUGUACUGAGUGUAGUGUGAUGCGCCGGCGCCGGCGGGGGCUUUCCGCGGCGAACUGCGUAGUGUGACGUUUGUGAGGGCUGUUCGGACGGGCGGGCUCGGGGCAACACCAGCUCCGCUAGCUCCGUGCUACUAUUUCCACUAACACUUGUUACUGUACACUGGCAUCCACCGUGAACUGUGAGAAAGCCACAAUAUUGCCAUUCGCUGCACACAAGUAUUGCAAUGUCUGACAUCAAUAUAAACAAUAAAGAUUGUUAUUAUAAUUGAUAUGGUUCCUUUAGCUUGUACAGUGAAAUCGACGCGUGUACUUUGCUAGAGUUGCUCACAUUUGCCAAAAUUUUUCUGUCAAUUAUUUUAUCUGUUUGGCUUACGUACAUUGCGUGUAUGGCACAUUAUAAUAAUAUAUUAUAUAUUGGUAUUAAUGAAUAUUCGUCACACUUCAUAGAGGCUAUAAGUAAGCGAGUCUCAGAGACUUUAUACAGUGCGCACCGUUCACACGAAUAGCCCAUUAGUGAUGUAGAUGUUAACUCGGUUCAAUUUAGUUGAAUUAUUUCGUUUUUGUCAAUAAUACAUAUUAAUUUAAAUGUAAUUUAAUUAUUGUAAUAGUUUGUUGUACACAAACGCGUAUCACAGCUGAGAACGAGGUCGGCUCGCUAUAUGACGCUGUAUUCAUGUCAUGAACUGAACAUGAAGCACUUUACAUGAUAGUUACUAUUUGUUUGCUUCCCUGAACUGAUAACAAUAAAAUGUCUUAAUGUUAUUUAGCGGUUAUUUGUUGUAAGGCAAGCCUCUGCGUUCUCGUUCGCGAGUAAACACAAGAACAUUGUGAUGUCGCACCAUUGAAUUACAUUGACACAAAUGCAUACUCUUAAAAUUAACUUUAUCAUCGGGAAAUGCUCUAUAAAGUGACAAGCUUUAUUAUAUGUAACUUGUACUUGGGCAACCACAUCUGGUUAGGUCUAUCAUAGACUAUUUUUGUAUAUAAUGAAGAAGUAAUUGUAUUAUUUUAAAUUGAAUCAUUUUGUGCCUCACGUCUUUGUUCUUCAUAUUUCUUUUUAUUUAUUUAAUUUAAUUUUAGUGUAACAAUGACAAAUGGCUGCAGGCGCUGUAUAUUUUGAGAAAAUGUAAUAUAAAAACAAUGUAUUUUAUAAAUAGUGAAGGAAAUGUAAUCAAGGAUCUAGAUACAGUUGUCUUAAGUUGAAAGUUAAGUCCAUUUGCGUUAAUAUAAUUCUUAUGGUGCGAUGUGAGGUAUUGUUCAGUCAAUGAAUGUAUUAAAUUUGACAUGCAAUGUGAUGGUGAGAACAAUCGUACUUAGAGGGGCACGUGUACGACAUAAGUGCGAUGUAUAAUGUGCCUGUGUGUGGCACGUGGCUGCUCCGGAGUACCUUGACAAUAUUAUAUCAUGAAAUCAAUUUGUGUAGUGGCUUUGGCCAUCCUAUCAGAGAUGUUGUUUUAUUAUUGUGAUGUAUAGCGUCGUUACGAAGUGCGCGGGACCCGACCGCGAUCAAAUAAAUCAUAGCUAUUCGCUUUGUUAUUGUUGUUCGAAAUAAUGAUAAUGAAAAAUAAUUAUGAGUUAUUUAAUUUCUUUAAUAAUAAAUCUUUAAGUAUUUUGUUUAAUACUUUUAUUGUUUCUUCCAUGUGAUUUAAGAAAGUGGCAAUAUGAUUAAGCAUUAAAGCGAUAUGAACUUUGA